AUGGCUAAGAGAGCAUUGUUGAUAGGAAUCAACUAUCCAGGCACCACGGAGGAGCUACAAGGCUGCGUCAACGACGUCCGUCGGAUGCAUAAGUGCCUCCUUGAGCGGUUCGGAUUCGCUGAGGAAGACAUCACGGUGCUGAUCGACACCGACGAAUCUUACACUCAACCCACCGGAAAGAACAUCCGCCAGGCUUUGUCUGAGCUCAUAAGGCCAGCAAAAUCCGGUGACGUGUUAUUCGUUCAUUACAGUGGACACGGUACAAGAGUCCCACCGGAAACAGGGGAAGAGGAUGAUACAGGUUUUGAUGAGUGUAUCGUUCCUUCCGACUUAAACCCAAUCCCUGAUGAUGAUUUCAGGGAUUUAGUGGAACAAGUUCCGGAGGGAUGUCAGAUAACGAUCGUAUCAGACUCUUGUCACAGCGGCGGACUCAUCGACGAAGCUAAGGAACAGAUCGGAGAGAGUACCACGGCGAAGCCAGAUCGAGAACCACAAGUUUCCUCUUUGGGAUUCGAGAUGUGGAACUGUUUGCAUGGCGUUUUUGUGAAAUUGCUUGCGUUUUUUGGAAUUGGAAGUUCUCACCUAGAAACGCAAGAGCUCGAAGAAGUAGGAGAGAGAGAUGGAGUCGUCAAAUCAAGGUAUCUGCCGUUGGAGAGGUUUAUCGCACUUCUCAAACAACAGACUGGACAAGACAGUAUCGAGAUUGGGAAAAUCAGACCGACCCUUUUCGAUGCCUUUGGUGAAGAUUCGAGCCCGAAGAUAAAGAAGUUCAUGAAAGUGAUUCUCACCAAGCUAAGGGAAGGUAAUGAUCAAAGUACGUUACUUUGUCAAAUCGAAGAAAGUGCUCGAAGGUAUAUAGAAGAGAAGCUGAACGAUGAACACUACGUGAAAACCGCAAUGCAGGCACAAGUGGAGAGCGAUCGUGAGAUUUACGGAGGAGGAUCAGGUAACGGAUUGUAUCCAGACCGAGGGAUUCUGUUGAGUGGAUGUCAAACAGAUGAGACAUCAGCAGAUGUUAAGAAGAGAGGAGAAGCAUUUGGAGCGUUUAGUAACGCUGUCCAAAUGGUUUUGUCGGAGACUAAUAAAGAUAAGAUUACGAACAAGGAAAUGGUAUUGAGGGUGAGAGAGAUUCUAAAGAAACAGAAGUUUACUCAGAGACCGGGAUUGUACUGUAAUGACCGUUUUGUGAAUGCUCCGUUUAUAUGCUAAGUAUGGUGUGUUGACUGAUUCGAGAUUCUUCUUUCACCCAAAAUUAGUUUGUGGAUUUUAGUGAACAUGGUUAAGUAUGUAUGAAAUCUUAUGAAGUAAUUCUUGACUUUUUUUUGUUUUCUU
Messenger RNA from Capsella rubella, 1332 nucleotides. RefSeq names its product metacaspase-7. The coding region runs from base 1 to 1209 and encodes 402 amino acids. Gene Ontology annotation, molecular function: cysteine-type endopeptidase activity. Gene Ontology annotation, biological process: proteolysis. The record is from RefSeq and is a predicted model, not a curated record. NCBI's taxonomy places the organism in Eukaryota, Viridiplantae, Streptophyta, Magnoliopsida, Brassicales, Brassicaceae. The transcript is spliced from 2 exons.